Thrips palmi is the source of this 626-nucleotide messenger RNA. RefSeq lists its product as uncharacterized. The coding region runs from base 8 to 400 and encodes 130 amino acids. The record is from RefSeq and is a predicted model, not a curated record. NCBI's taxonomy places the organism in Eukaryota, Metazoa, Arthropoda, Insecta, Thysanoptera, Thripidae. The transcript has 3 exons. Gene Ontology annotation, molecular function: protein binding.
CGCGCUGAUGACUAGCCCGUGCUGCUCCAGGAGGACCUCAGUCAAGCGGCAAGCAGCGGCAAGCCCAGCAGUCCACGCAUCGCCCCUUCGCCCGCCGACCGCCGCCAACCCCACCCUCACCAUGAAGCUAGUGUUGACCUUUGCCUGCGUCGCCCUGGCGGCCCUCUGCCUGAGCGCGGACGCCCUCAAGACCACGGCGCCCACCAAGACGUGCCCCAAGUGCGACGGCGUCAAGUACGAGCCCGUGUGCGUGAGGAUGGGCGGCUCCGACAAGGAGCCCAAGCUCACCACCUUCGGCUCCGACUGCGUGCUGCAGGCCUACACCUGCGAGAAGGGAACCACCCUGUCCAUCCACAAGAAGGGCGAGUGCCCUCCCGGCAGCCCCGUGCGCCUGUCCUAGGCACUGACGUCACCACCACCAUCGCCAUCACCAUCAACGCCAUCACCAACGCCACGGACAACGGCAGGGACACGCUGGAACUCAUGAGCUGCUGAAGGGUCCAUGGGGCCCCAUGGACAAAGAACGGAUCGGUCACGAUUUCCAACCAUUUUGUAAUUUUAUUUUCAUCGAUUUUCUUAUCAUUAUUUUGUAGGACGUAACGAUAUAAACGACUUUCUCAAUGUAA